This is a messenger RNA of Trichoderma gamsii, 627 nucleotides long. Its product is annotated as protein bli-3. The transcript has 2 exons. The coding region runs from base 1 to 627 and encodes 208 amino acids. NCBI's taxonomy places the organism in Eukaryota, Fungi, Ascomycota, Sordariomycetes, Hypocreales, Hypocreaceae. The record is from RefSeq and is a predicted model, not a curated record.
AUGGCUACCACUGGAACCAGCGCACCUCCCGGCGAUAAGCCCGCCGACCCCUACACCCAGUCCAACAAGGACGAAACUGAUCUCAACACGUUGGUUACGGAUCUUGUUGAUUUCAUCACAAAAUGCAAAUUUGGCAUGUUGACAACCAUUGAGGCUUCGUCUCAAAACAACUUAGUCUCGCGCUGCAUGGGCUUGGCUGGAACAGAAUCCGGAGGCAUCGACCUUCUCUUCCACACAAAUACUGAGUCUGGCAAGACCAACGACCUAUCCAACGAUCCCCACGUGAACGUGUCCUUCAUCAACAGCUCUGGCGAGUGGGCUUCCAUCGCGGGCCAGGCGAGUGUUAUUACGGAUCGCGAUCUGGUCAAGAAGACCUAUAGCAGCGGAUUAAAGGCCUGGCUGGGCGAUCUUGGCGAUGGAGUCCACGAUGGCUCAGAGAAUGACCCGCGUAUUGGAAUUAUUCGUGUCAAGACCACCACUGUGACGUACUCACUGGUGUCUGGGAAUUUCAUCAGCCGUGCUGCUGAAGUUGCGCAAGGAGUUAUCACUGGAAAGCCUGCUCAAGUGAGCAAGCUACGAGAGAUUUCAGCCGAGGACGUGGGUAACUGGCGUGCUUCAAACAAAUAG